AUGGCUUUAGAGGAUACAGCGGUCGGGAUGCCAACUCUCGAUGUUUUAGAGAAGGGACCUCCUGUCCGCAUCGUUCUACAUAUUCAGCCCGAUCUUCAAAGAAACUCUGAGAUCAACCUCCGGACAAAGCGCCUCAAAAUCGUGGACUCGUUCUUUGAAUGGACGAAACCACACGCGCUGAAUCGCGAAUACACAUAUGUCCAUUUCUCGACUGAACAUGAGCUGCAAAGCUGGAUUCUCAUUGACGCAUGUACUGGCGCGAUUCCGGAAGGAUCAGUCCCCGAUAGUAUUCCUAUUUUGCUUUACAUUGUCUCCAAAGAAAAGGAUGGGCUUGUCUUCAAGAAGGCGAGAUCUUCGCCUUUCAUCCUUGAGUAUAUUCGCUCAAAUACUGACAAAGUUCCUUGGAAAGCGGAAAAGUUUCUUGAGCUGCCAAUAGAUCGCUCUGCAGUUAAAGAAAGCAAUCCCAACGCUGCAAGCCAAGUCCCACGAUGGAAGAAUCACCAAACGUGGAGCUCAGCUUCACACAUUUUCGAAUCGGGAAUCGAAGCUAAGUUACGCCAAAACAUAUCGUGCACGGAUCCAGAGGAGAUAGCGAUUCAACCCGACCCCACAACACCUCUGAGCAGCCCUGUCAGCCACAUAUCACUUUUGAAUAUCCCUAUUCGCUCUCAGGACCGCCCGAUUCGUGUUCUGUUACAGAUCUCGAAUGAUGACCCUCUCGGGGAUCUCCGAGAGCAAUGCACGGUCGCCUCGAGGGCCUUCUUGAAAUGCAUGAUGGGGGAUGAGUAUCAAAAGACAAAGACAACUUAUCUCAUCCGUGCGAUGAAUCUCUUUGUGAAGAGUGCAAUGGAGACCUGGAUUUUAGCGGACUACUGGGUUGGACUGUCGAAAGGGACUGGAAAGCCCCCACUGUUGACAAUGACCUAUCGAGGGGAAGUGUUGGAUGGGCGCAUGUGA
Messenger RNA from Penicillium odoratum, 957 nucleotides. RefSeq lists its product as uncharacterized. Lineage: Eukaryota; Fungi; Ascomycota; Eurotiomycetes; Eurotiales; Aspergillaceae. Bases 1 to 957 code for a protein of 318 amino acids. The transcript has 3 exons. The record is from RefSeq and is a predicted model, not a curated record.